AUGGCUGCUGUGUCUCCGACUGCCAGGUGCCAGGAAUCAGUGACAUUCGAGGAUGUGGCCGUGAUUUUCACAGAUGAAGAGUGGAGGCAUCUAGUCCCUAUUCAGAGGGACCUCUACAAGGAGGUGAUGCUGGAAAACUAUAAGAGCAUUGUCUCAUUGGGACUUCCAGUUCCUCGACCUGAUGUCAUUUUUCAGUUGAAGAGAGGGGAUGAGCCUUGGAUAGUUGAUCUUCAUGGAUCUGAGGAGAGAGAAUGUCCAGAGAAUGUCUCUCUAGACUGGGAGACUAAGCCUGAGAUUCACGGUGCUUCAGAAGAAGAAUCAGAAGGAACAGCGAGGGGAAAGCUUGGAGGAGAAGUUCCUGUGUGUCCUAAAUUUGGGACACUGGAGGGUGAGUCGGAAGAAGGAAAGGAGAGCCCUGCCGUCCAGACCUGCAAGGAGUCCCUUUCCCAGAAGGAAAGCUUGCAGCAAGGGUCUACCCCUCUCAAGAAAAUUCUCACUAAAGAGAGAGACCAGGAAUGCAGCCACUGUGGGAAGACCUUUUUUGACCACUCAUCCCUUAUCCGCCAUCAGAGGACUCACACUGGAGAGAAGCCCUAUGACUGUCACGAGUGUGGGAAGGCCUUCAGUCACAGGAGCAGUCUCAGUAGACAUCUGAUGUCUCACACUGGGGAGAGCCCCUACGAAUGCAAUGCGUGUGGGAAGGCCUUUUUCGACCGGUCGUCCCUAACUGUCCAUCAGCGAAUUCAUACUGGAGAGAAGCCCUUUAAAUGCAGCGAGUGUGGGAAAGCCUUCUUUGACCGUUCAUCCCUUACCCGACACCAGAGAAUUCAUACCGGAGAAAGCCCUUAUGAAUGUAAUCAGUGUGGGAAAGCCUUUAGCCAGAAGAGUAUUCUUACUCGACAUCAGCUCAUCCACACUGGCAGGAAGCCUUAUGAAUGUAAUGAGUGUGGGAAAGCCUUCUAUGGUGUCUCAUCCCUGAACAGACAUCAGAAAGCUCACACUGGAGAGCCGCACUAUCAGUGCAGUGAGUGUGGGAAAGCUUUCUUUGACCGCUCAUCCCUUACACAGCAUCAGAAGAUUCACACUGGAGACAAGCCAUAUGAGUGUACCGAAUGUGGGAAAGCCUUUAGCCAGAGAUGCCGGCUUACGCGACAUCAGAGAGUGCAUACAGGAGAGAAACCCUUUGAAUGCAGUGUGUGUGGGAAAGUGUUCAGUUCUAAAUCGUCUGUUAUUCAACAUCAACGACGUUACGCCAAACAAGGAAUAGAUUGA
Messenger RNA from Odobenus rosmarus divergens (Pacific walrus), 1272 nucleotides. RefSeq names its product zinc finger protein 2 (gene ZNF2). The record is from RefSeq and is a predicted model, not a curated record. Gene Ontology annotation, biological process: negative regulation of transcription by RNA polymerase II. Gene Ontology annotation, molecular function: RNA polymerase II cis-regulatory region sequence-specific DNA binding; DNA-binding transcription repressor activity, RNA polymerase II-specific. Bases 1 to 1272 code for a protein of 423 amino acids. The transcript is spliced from 4 exons. Lineage: Eukaryota; Metazoa; Chordata; Mammalia; Carnivora; Odobenidae.